Messenger RNA from Anisakis simplex (herring worm), 492 nucleotides. Lineage: Eukaryota; Metazoa; Nematoda; Chromadorea; Rhabditida; Anisakidae. The record is from the annotation of a GenBank genome assembly.
AUGGAGAUAAUUUCGCAGCGUGGUACAUCCCAAAGAACAGACGGUGGUUUCAUCUAUCGUUUUGAUAAGAAUCUUAAAGAUGGUAGUGAGGCGUGGCGAUGCACUAAGAGCGGAUGCAAAGGGCGAGUGCGCGUUGUGAACGGUGAAGUGCAUCUGAAGAGUGAUCAUAACCACGUGCCGAAUCCCACUGAAGUGGCCGUCAAGCAUUACCUAUCGUCGAUUCGUAAUCGAGCGUCGUCCAGUCAAGACACGCCGAAGAUAGUUCUCGAACAAGAGCUCUCCCUUCUUACCGAAGAUAGCAUUGCUCAACUGCCCAAAUAUGAAGCAUUGCGUCGAAUGAUUGAACGAACCAGAAAGGUGAUUAAGACAUUCCAGUGGAGUGUUGUGAACGGAGAUUUCGGCGUUUAUUUUGUAUUAACACUGUAUUAUAUAUCUGAACACAAAGCAUUCAUAAGACACAAACAAAAAAAAGGGAGGAGAUCUUCUAAAUGA